Molecule: messenger RNA, 686 nt
Organism: Nicotiana attenuata
Lineage: Eukaryota; Viridiplantae; Streptophyta; Magnoliopsida; Solanales; Solanaceae
Product: cysteine proteinase inhibitor A-like
Exons: 3
Coding region: 149-445 (98 amino acids)
Molecular function (GO): cysteine-type endopeptidase inhibitor activity
Source: RefSeq, a predicted model, not a curated record
UCUUUUUGUUACUAUUUGGAAGCAAAAUUUAACAACGGAACUGAAAAGUCAGAAGAUCAAUGCAAAUCCAUCAAAAUAUUUAUAACGUGCUAGAUUCGUUGACUGUUUCGUUUUGUUUACUAACUUCCCAUUUGCAGAUAGAGUAAUCAUGGCAGCUGUAGGAGGCAUUAGCGAGGUUGGAGGAUCCCAGAACAGCGUUGAGAUCGAUGAUCUUGCUCAUUUUGCUGUCCAGGAUUAUAACAAAAAACAGAAUGCUCUUUUGGAGUUUGGAAAGGUUGUGAAUGUGAAACAACAGGUAGUUGCUGGAACCAUGUAUUAUAUAACACUCGAGGCGACUGAAGGCGGAAAGAAGAAAGUAUAUGAAGCCAAGAUCUGGGUGAAGCCAUGGGAAGACUUCAAGGAAGUUCAACAAUUCAAGCUUGUUGGUGAUGCCCCAAGUGCUUAACUAAUGCUUGAACUGAAGUAAUCUUAUGUUGGUGAGACAAAAAAAAAGCCAUUUUUAUCUGGAAGUAUUUGGAUGUCGUAUUGUAAGCAUAUAUCACUAAUUUAAUGUUUUAAGAUACUGGAAAUGGUACUUAGUUCUUGAUGUUCUGUAUUUAUUUGAUACUGAGUUGUAUGGGUUGUUUCUUACACCAUAUGCUAAUCAUUAGUAUUCUCCUUUUAUAUGACUUCCUACUUUGGUUUUC